AUGGCGAGGAGUCGUCAAAUGUCCGCGGCCAACCGCGAUGCCGGCCGCAACGAAAGGGAGCUUCCACCAUUUCCCACAAAGCAGAUGUUUGUUCUAGCCUGCUGCAGAAUAUGCGAGCCUAUUGCUUUCAUGUCCAUCUUUCCUUACAUCUACUACAUGAUCCAGGACUUCAACAUCACCGAUGAUUCCAGCAAGAUUUCAGUCUACGCUGGCAUGGUCACUUCCGCUUUUACAUUGGCAGAGUUCUCAACCGGAGUUCUUUGGGGACGACUCAGUGACAAGAUUGGCCGCAAGCCAGUGCUACUUUUCGGUCUGCUCGGAACUGCUAUCAGUGUCUUGGCUUUUGGUUUCGCUCCCAACUUGCCUGUUGCGCUCUUUGCGCGUGCUCUGGGCGGUCUUCUCAACGGAAACAUUGGAGUGCUCCAGACAACUGUAGCUGAGCUAGUGACUGUCAAGGAACAACAACCACGUGCUUACACUAUCAUGCCUAUGGUCUGGUGCAUUGGAUCGAUCGUUGGACCUAUGAUUGGAGGAGCAUUGGCACGACCAUGCAUCAGCUACCCCGAGAUCUUCGCCCGUGGAACCAUCUGGGACCGAUACCCCUACCUUCUCCCCAACCUCUUCAGCGCCGCCACUGUUUUCGUUGGAGUCAUUAUCGGACUUCUUUUCCUUGACGAAACCCACUCCGAGAAGAAGAACCAGAGAGAUCGUGGUCGAGAGCUUGGAGAUUACAUUGCCAGCUGGUUCGGUGGUGUUGCCAAGUGCAAUGGACGAGGUCGCUCUCCCGAGAAGCAGGCUCUCCUCGAUGGAAAGCACCACGUCCAAUAUCUCUCGAACGGCACCCGCCCUAGCUCUGCGCACUCUGACGACGAGGCUCUUCCUGCUUACCGAAGCCAAGAGAACUCACCUCGACUCGCUCCCCAGGCCGAUACACGAUCAUUGAAUGCAGCCCCUUUGGAGCCCGUCCUCGAGCGAAAGACCAAGACUUUCACCAAGCCUGUCAUUAUGAACAUCAUUUCCUACGGCAUUCUUGCCUUCCACACCAUGACUUUUGACCAGCUUUUCCCCGUCUUCCUCAGCACCAAGCGACUCGAGCACCCCGUACACGACCUUCCCUUCAAGUUCACUGAUGGAUUUGGCCUUGAGACUAAGAUGAUCGGUGUCAUCAUGUCCGUCCAGGGAUUGUACUCGCUCUUGUCCAACUACCUCAUCGUCCCUCCGGUUACUCGACGACUUGGGUCUCUGCGACUCUUCCGAAUUCUUGCAUUCUCGUACUUUGCGCUCUACCUGGUCACACCUUACCUUGUUCUGCUUCCCGACUCGAUGAGAAUGCCGGCUAUCUACCUUCUUGUCAUCUGGAAGUGCACUUUCUCCACCAUGGCUUACCCCAGCAACGCGAUUUUGUUGGCCAACUCGGCACCAUCCAAGCAGGUCCUCGGUACCAUCAAUGGAAUUGCGGCAUCGACUGCCAGCUUGUGUCGCGCUCUGGGCCCAACCCUGUCUGGACUACUCUACUCUUGGGGUCUCCAGACUGGUUAUUCGGGACUUGCAUGGUGGUUCACCGGACUUGUCACCAUCGCUGGAGCAUACCUUAGCUCCCAAAUCACCGAAGGUGGUCCUCGGGAUGAGCCAAUGCGCCCUGAAGAGGAUCCUCUUCUAGACGAUACUCUUUUCACCGACUAUGACGAAGAGAACAGCGUUUAA
Molecule: messenger RNA, 1704 nt
Organism: Fusarium sp. VM40
Lineage: Eukaryota; Fungi; Ascomycota; Sordariomycetes; Hypocreales; Nectriaceae
Source: the annotation of a GenBank genome assembly